CUCUACAGAUCAAACAGGAAGAAGAAGAAGAACCAGAACCUCUACAGAUCAAACAGGAACAAGAACCAGAACCUCCACACAUCAAACAGGAAGAAGAAGAGGAACCAGAACUUCCAGAGAUGGAGGAACUUGAGGUUCUGGGUACCAGCCAGGAGGGAGAGCAGCUUAUUCUUAAGUUUGAGAGUGAAAGCCUUGAAGUUCCUUCUAUUGAGGAGCAAAGUGACCUGAGAGAACCAGAAGAAGUACGGGACACUGAGCAGCUCCUCUCUCAGGACUCUGAAGGUGAAAAGCUUUGUGAGGAAACAUGUGGUGAACCUGUCCGCAAAAAAACAAAAUUACAUCCAAAGGCAGGAGCAGUCACUGACAAGAAGAAAACUUGUGAAACAUGUGGGAAAAGUUUCCGUGAUUCGAGCACUUUAUUGGUCCACAUGAGAUCUCACACAGGUGAGAAGCCGUUUCCUUGUGAAACAUGUGGGAAAAGUUUUAUUAACCGGAGUCAUUUGGUGGUCCACAUGAGAUCUCACACGGGUGAGAAGCCAUAUACUUGUGAAACAUGUGGGAAAAGUUUCAGUCAUCACAGUACUUUAUUGGUCCACAAGAGAUCUCACACAGGUGAGAAGCCGUAUCCUUGUGAAACAUGUGGGAAAAGUUUCAGUCGUAACAGUCAUUUGUUGGUCCACAAGAGAUCUCACACAGGUGAGAAACCACAUUCUUGUGGAGCAUGUGGGAAAAGUUUCAAUCAGAACAGUCAUUUGUUGGUCCACAUGAGGACUCACACAGGUGAGAAGCCGUAUCCUUGUGAAACAUGUGGAAAAAGUUUCCGUGAUCAGAGCGCUCUAUUGGUCCACAAGAGGUCUCACACGGAUGAGAAGCCAUAUCCUUGUGAAACAUGUGGGAAAUGUUUCCAUGUUCAGCACGGUUUAUUGGUCCACAAGAGAUCUCACACAGGUGAGAAGCCAUAUCCUUGUGAAACAUGUGGGAAACGUUUUAAUAACCGGAGUCAUUUGUUGGUCCACAUGAGAUCUCACACAGGUGAGAAGCCAUAUCCUUGUGAAACAUGUGGCAAAAGUUUUAUUAACCGAAGUCAUUUGUUGCGCCACAUAAGAUCUCACACAGGUGAGAAGCCGUAUCCUUGUGAAACAUGUGGGAAAGGUUUUAUUAACCGGAGUCAUUUGUCGAUCCACAUGAGAUCUCACACAGGUGAGAAGCCAUAUCCUUGCGAAACAUGUGGGAAAAGUUUCAGUCAACAGAGUGCUUUAUUGGCCCAUAAGAGAUCUCACACAGGUGAGAAGCCGUAUCCUUGUGAAAUAUGUGGAAAAAGUUUCAGUCGGCGCAGUAAUUUAUUGGUCCACGUGAGAUCUCACACAGGUCUGAAGCCAUAUCCUUGUGAAACAUGUGGGAAAAGUUUCAGUCAUCAGUGCGCUUUAUUGGUCCAUAAGAGAUCUCACACAGGUGAGAAGCCGUAUCCUUGUGAAACAUGUGGGAAAAGUUUCGGUCAUCGUUGUUCUUUGCUGAACCACAUGAAAAUUCAUUUGGAGAUGAGGUGAUUAAAGAUGAUUGAAGAUCUCAUUGGCCCAGUUUACAAGCGUGUUUUUUCAAUUCCCAUGAAAACAAUCUAGUAGUUGUAAACAUGUACGGCGUACAAAGCGAUCCACGAUCAAUCCUCAUUUACAAGGGUCCUUGGUGAAGCGGAUUAUACUUCGUCCUAUGACAUGCGCACAAAAUCUCUUGCUGAACUUUCAGGUCUUUAGCUUUGCAGCCAGCUGUCUUCAGCACGGAGCAGAGUGUUUUUAUCUGCUCAAAAAAUCUUCCUUCAUCUCCAUGGUAUGUUGCUCAGAGAGCUCCUCCCCCAACCAGAGUCCCGCCCCGCCGGCACAUCCUGGAGUAAAGCACCGGGGAUCAGCUCUGCCAAUGUUAUGAAUUAACUGGUGCCCAUGUUAAGUUGUGACGUCGGUUAUGUAAUCACGUCGGUUUGUUGGUUGGUUGGUUGGUUUGUUAGCAACAUUACGGAAAAAGUAAUGGACG
This is a messenger RNA of Salarias fasciatus (jewelled blenny), 2025 nucleotides long. Its product is annotated as zinc finger protein 569-like. Gene Ontology annotation, cellular component: nucleus. Lineage: Eukaryota; Metazoa; Chordata; Actinopteri; Blenniiformes; Blenniidae. The transcript has a single exon. The coding region runs from base 120 to 1547 and encodes 475 amino acids. Gene Ontology annotation, molecular function: RNA polymerase II cis-regulatory region sequence-specific DNA binding; DNA-binding transcription activator activity, RNA polymerase II-specific. Gene Ontology annotation, biological process: regulation of transcription by RNA polymerase II. The record is from RefSeq and is a predicted model, not a curated record.